UUAAUUACAAAACUCAUUUAAAACAAAACCCCCACUCUCACCUCUCUCUCUCUUUCACAUCUCUUCCCCCUUCUCCCUCUGCAAAAACCCUAACUUUUCCUCCGAUUUCGCCUUCUUCAAUCUCCAUCCCAGCCAUUCGCUUACCCUAGCACAAACCCAGUCUGGGAUUGGAAGAAUCAUGGAAACGAAACCCUAAAAAUCGAAGCUUUGAUCGAUCGGUGUGUUUCCAAUUUUGAGAGAGAAAAAAAAAAUGUACAAGAACCAGCUACAGGAGCUAGCGCAGAGGAGCUGCUUCAAUCUCCCAUCGUAUACUAGCUUAAGAGAAGGUCCAGACCACGCGCCGCGAUUCAAGUCGACCGUUAACUUCAACGGCGAGAUCUUCGAGAGUCCUCACUACUGUUCCACUCUCCGUCAAGCUGAGCACUCUGCUGCUGAAGUCGCUCUCACUGCCCUCUCUAAUCGUGGCCCUUCUCACUCUCUCGCCGCCAGGAUCUUGGAUGAGACGGGUGUGUACAAGAAUCUGUUGCAAGAGAUAGCUCAAAGAGUGGGAGCUCCUCUACCGCGUUACACAACCUUCAGGUCUGGUCUUGGCCACCAGCCUGUGUUUACCGGUACUGUGGAGUUAGCCGGUAUCACAUUCACAGGAGAUCAGGCUAAGAACAAGAAGCAAGCUGAGAAGAAUGCUGCUAUGUCUGCUUGGUCUUCCCUCAAACAAUUGGCGAAAGAAACGUCAAGCACAAUGCCUGAGCCUGAGAACAUUGACGAGCUAGAGCAGGUGAUUAUAGCAAGAGCCUUGACAAACUAUCGCAUUAAGGAAAAUAUCGGCAGUGGAAGUUCCUCGAGUGCCCCUGUUCCAUUUGCAAAGAGAUUUUCCAUGCAGAGCCCUAGACCGACAAGUCCACAGCCUUGUCGUGCGGCCACGUCGAGAAUCUUGCCUUUCAUUUGCCCGCAACCUUCUUCUUCUUCUAGAAGCAGAGCAGCUUCCGUGGAAAGAGCCAUGGCAUCCGCUUUGGAAAACCGCAGCUACCGACCUCAGCAGAGAUUUGCAACUCCAGGAACAGCAGCGGCAGCAUGUGCUCCUCCUUAUGUUCCUUUGAGGCACUUAAUAUCGCCGUGCCACCGUGGCAUGGCUCCACCUGUCACGAUUAGAACCUCUGUACCGGUCUUCUCUGCACCUCCAAUGCCUUCUGCAAACACUCAUCAGCAGGUACAUCCUGUGUAUGUCCCAUCCAUGAUGCGUGCUGCUGCGCCCGUGAGAAUCGCGCCACCUGUCACAAUCAGAACUGUGGCACCUGUUUUUGCUUCGGUUAGAAAGGAGGAAGAGCCUUUACCUGUUAGAAAAGUGAAUAUCCAAAACCCUGCCAAGUCCACCAUGAUUAAAGUAGAUGAAACCCGGGUCCAAGAAAAAGAGGGAAGAACAACAAGUCUCGUCUUGCCUGAAGAGGGAAGUACUAAACCAAUUUCAGAGAGUGCAGAGGAAACCGAGAGAGCAGCAGAAGCAGUGAAGGAACCGGAAAGAGCAAGAGAGCGAGUGGAGAAUCUCAAAAUCUGCUAGAGUGUGUAUCUGCAAAGAUUGUAACUUUAGUAAUGACAAGGAUUUGUAUUUAUAUAUUGUUGGGAGUUUUGUGGCUUUGUCUAUCUUUGGAUUCUAGAUUUGUAAUCUGUCUCUCUCUUCCUUUAUUAAGUGUGUUUGUGUUC
Raphanus sativus (radish) is the source of this 1698-nucleotide messenger RNA. Its product is annotated as double-stranded RNA-binding protein 2. The record is from RefSeq and is a predicted model, not a curated record. Gene Ontology annotation, molecular function: double-stranded RNA binding. Lineage: Eukaryota; Viridiplantae; Streptophyta; Magnoliopsida; Brassicales; Brassicaceae. Bases 251 to 1555 code for a protein of 434 amino acids. The transcript has 3 exons.